Molecule: messenger RNA, 2303 nt
Organism: Morchella sextelata
Lineage: Eukaryota; Fungi; Ascomycota; Pezizomycetes; Pezizales; Morchellaceae
Exons: 1
Biological process (GO): DNA integration
Molecular function (GO): nucleic acid binding
Source: RefSeq, a predicted model, not a curated record
UACUGGAAGAAGGCAAACGACCACCAUAUGGACCUAUAUAUGGAUUAUCUCAAAUUGAGUUAAAAGCACUACGAGAAUAUCUUGAUGAAAAUCUACCCAAAGGAUUUAUUCGAGCCAGUGAAUCACCAGCGGGAGCACCCAUACUAUUUGUAAAGAAAAGCGAUGGAACCCUUCGACUCUGUGUUGACUAUCGAGGCCUAAAUGCGAUUACAAUCAAAAAUCGAUAUCCAUUACCAUUGUUGAAAGAAACCCUGGCUAAGUUGUCAAGAGCACAAUACUAUACUAAAUUGGAUUUACGAUGGGGAUAUAAUCAAAUCAGGAUAGCGGAGGGAGAUGAAUGGAAAACGGCAUUUCGAACUCGAUAUGGACAUUUCGAAUAUACAGUAAUGCCAUUUGGAUUGGCUAAUGCCCCUGCAACAUUUCAACAUUGGAUCAAUGAUAUUUUACGUCCCUAUCUCGACCAAUUUGUAACGGCAUACUUAGACGAUAUCCUUAUCUAUUCCGAAACUCUACCAGAACAUAAAGAACACAUUCAAAAGGUUCUAAAGGUACUUGAUGAGAAUCAUGUUCACCUUAAACCUGAAAAAUGUGAAUUUAUGGUUCAGGAAACGAAAUAUCUCGGUUUAAUUCUUACUCCGAAUGGAAAUAGAAUGGACCCAAAGAAGGUUAUUGAUGUUUUGGAAUGGACCACACCGACAAAUCUUCGUGAUGUUCAAGUAUUUCUAGGAUUUGCAAAUUUCUAUCGGCGAUUUAUUUUAGGAUAUUCGAAAAUUGUUGCUCCACUUACAGCCUUGACGAAGAAGAAUGUUAAAUUUGAUUGGACGGAUGAAAGGGAGGAAGCAUUUCAAACUUUGAAAAAGAUGUUUACAACGGCGCCAAUCCUAGCUCAUUUUAAUCCGGAUCGAAAAAUUGUGAUAGAAACCGAUGCAUCCGACUAUGUUUCAGCAGGAAUCCUAUCUCAACGUGACAACGAAGGAAUCCUACAUCCAGUUGCUUUCUUUUCUAAGAAACAUUCUCCUGCAGAAUGCAACUACGAAAUCUAUGACAAAGAACUUUUAGCAGUUAUACGAUGUUUCGAAGAAUGGCGACAUCACCUGGAGGGAGCUCAAUUUCCAAUUGAAGUUCUUAGCGACCAUCAAAAUCUUGAAUAUUUUAUGACAACAAAAUUGUUAAAUCGUCGACAAGCCCGUUGGUCUGAAUUUCUUUCACGCUUCGAUUUCGUUAUACAAUUUCGACCAGGAAAACAAGGAACAAAACCAGAUGCAUUGACUAGGAGGUCAGGUGACCUACCUAAAGAGGGGGAUGAACGGUUGACGCAUCAGAGUCAAGUGAUUCUGAAGCGAAAAAAUUUGGAUACUAAGCUAAGUUUGUUCGCGGGUUCUUUGUCAAAUGAAUCCGCUGAAGGAGCGUCCACUGUAGAGGAGUUAUUUUCAAAAGCUUACCAAGUGGAUAAUUUCCCAAAUAAGAUCCUCGCUAUGCUCCGGAAUGGCGUUCGUCACUCGAAUAAGAUUUCACUCGCCGAAUGUGCAGAAGAUAACAACGGUCGGCUACUUUAUCGAGGCAUGCUAUAUGUACCAGACGACGAUGACCUUCGACUAAGGCUUUUAAAAGAACACCAUGACAAACCAUCUGCAGGACAUCCGGGUAGAGCGAAGACUCUGGAGCUCCUAAGUCGAGAAUAUUACUGGCCACAGAUGCGAAAGUUCGUCGAUCAAUAUAUCAGGAAUUGCAAUGUGUGCAUCCGUAGUAAGGCAUCACACAAUGCACCUUAUGGAGUACUUCGCCCCAUGCCAAUCCCCGAUGGGCCCUGGACAGACGUCUCGAUGGAUUUUGUGACUGAUCUUCCUGAGAGUGAUGGGUAUAAUGCGAUUUUGGUCGUGGUAGAUAGACUAACCAAGAUGCGGCAUCUGAUACCGACGACAAAGGAGGCGGAUUCACGGGAAGUAGCAAGGCUAUAUAUUGAUAACGUCUGGAAACUACAUGGAUUACCCGAUACUAUGGUACCCGAUCGAGGAACACAGUUCGUCGCGGAAUUCUGGAGGUCCCUUUGUGAUCGAUUGGAAAUCUCGCCAAAGUUCUCUACUGCAUUCCACCCCCAAACAGAUGGACAGACAGAAAGGAUUAAUGCCAUAAUGGAACAAUACCUCCGAAGCUAUGUUUCCUAUCAACAAGACGACUGGGUCCGAUGGCUACCGAUGGCUGAAUUUGCAACCAACAACCACGUUUCCGAAACAACAAAAGUUUCCCCCUUUUAUGCUAAUUCGGGAAGGAAUCCUAGGAUAACAUUUGGGCCUUUGGUGUAA